AAGAGACGUAGAAGAAAUAAAAAUUUGUAUUUUUGAAGCGUUGCCAACAAAAGUUUACUGCAAAUGGCGGGAAUAUUACAUUAAAUCUGUUUUAGUAGUAACAUAUAGUGUCAUGGCGCCAAAAUUUUACACUACGUAUAUAAGAAGAAUAAAUAUUAAAUGGAUUUCUUUCAUAAUGUCCUCUGCAUUUUUGUAAUUUUCCUUGUGCAGUGAUGAAGAAUGAAAAGUAUCACACAGUACCUUAUGAAUGCUGUAAAAUCUAGUAAAAGUACAGUACAUUCUAAUGAUAACACGACGAAAGAAACAAACUCUACGAAAGGUUCUAAAGGUAAAUGUAAUCAUGUUAAAAUGAAAACAUCGCGAACAGAUACAAAAAAUGGAAUAUGUGAUAUCAUAAAAAGUAAUAAUGAUAUGAUUGAUGAUACACUUAAUUCUUUUACCAAGGUAUAUAAUGUGGACAAAAAUUCACACAAACCUAAAAGUUCUUCCUCGUUAAAGAUAACAUCGCAGAAAUUACGAAAUCAAGACCUAGAUCAUUUAUCAUUAGAAACAAAAAAUAUUUUGGUAAAUAAACUGAAACAUCAAAGAGAAAAACAAAAUUCUCAAAAUUGUUUAGAUAGUGAUAAAAAUUAUAAGAAAAAAUUGAGAAAUGAACAAAAUAUUAACACUGAUGUAAACUCCACUAGUACAUUUGAAAAUAAAAAUCAUGCUAAUAAUAUAGAUUUAUUAAUUAUUGACUCUAGUGAUGACGAUGAAUGUUAUCAUAAGGAAUCUAAUGCUUUUCAAAUUAUUAUGAAUCGUAAUAAUAAACCAGUCCAACAAACGUCGCAGAUCAGAGUUCCUUCCCAAAAUGAGGAAAUAGAUGCUGGAAAUUCUGAAGAAUAUAAAGAGAAAUUAAAACGUUCUAAAGAAAAGUUGAUAGCUUUAGCAGAUAGAAAAGGAUAUUCCAAAAGGAAAAUAUUUGAAUUAGAAGAAAGUGAAAAAGUGGAACAAAUUAUUCAUAAUCGUAUAAAAGUUUUUAAAAGAGAGAAGAAAGAAGAAAAGAAAGAUAAUGAACGCUCCAGUGUUUUAAGUCAAAGACAAUUACAAGGCAAUUUGUUAAAUUAUUUCAGGAAAACACCAGUAGAUUUAACACAUACAAAUAUAUCAGAUAUGUCUACUAUUGUAGUCAAGGCUGAUGUACAUAUAGCAGAAAACUCCAUUAAACAUGGUAUACGUAACUCAAAUUUAAGCAAUGAAAUACGGCCAAAUAGAAAAAAUAGAUCAGAUUUGGAUUUGUCUCAAAUUGAUGAUAUUAAUAUCAUUGGAUCUGAAAAUAUUAGUAUGUCACAUAAAAAGAAAGAACAUGGUCAACAACAACAAAAUAAUAAAUGCAGGUGGUCCUUACGAGUUAAAUUUCGAAAUUACGAAGACGAAAGUUCUAUCUUGGGUGACAGUAGCGAUGAAGAAUUAUUCUCACCAAGAAGUAAAGAUAAAUUAAAUGUAGAAAAUUCAAAAAAAUCUAAAAGAAUUAAAAAUAUUUGUUCCGAAGAUUUAUCCUUAAAUGUUAAAAGCAAGAGAAGUAUGCCAAAACAGACGAAUGAAUGUGUGAAGGUAAAAUUAAAGGAAUUAAAACAAUCAGAAUGUUCUACAGAUGGUAUUGUAAUAAAAGAUAAUAAAAAUUCAAAAACUACAUUUAAAAAUGAACAUAAAGUAAUGUCUCGUAAACACAAAUCAAUCGUUAUACAAGAUAAAAAUGAGAUCAACUAUGUUUGUACCAAUUUAGAAAAUAUUAAUGAAGUUAAACUGAGUGAAAUAAACACACUCAUUCACGAUAAUAAUUCAAAGAGAAAAACGACUGAUAAAUUAGCACCCUUAUUUACAAAACGGCAAAAACCAGAUCCGGAAAUUGUAGCAGCACGGCAAUUAUUUUUACAACCAGAUAUAACAGAUAAAAAUAACAAAACUAUAGAUCGAAAAGUAAAUGGUUAUGGUACAUUGCCAUUUCCAGGUAUUAGCCACAUUACACAAUUAAGCAAUUUAAAUUCUGACGGAAUGAAUAAUUUUCAUAUUCGAGACAAAAUUUUGAACCAAUAUGUUCCAGAUUUAAAUGUAAAUAACUAUAAAUUUAUAAUAGAUUUUUCUGAAACGAAGUUAAAAUCAUCAACAAAUAUUCAGAAACCGAAAAUUCAGGAAGUAUUAUCAGAAAUGGAACAAAACUGUCCAGAUGUAAGGAAAAUGUGGGAUAUUGUUUUGUUCGCUAUUAAAGGAAAUUCUAAUAAAACGAUGUCUCCAAAAACAAAAACUAGAAGAAGUAAACAAUUGGAGAAAAAACAAAUGCUUGAAUGUAAAAGCAAAGGUAAUCAAAUUGAAGGUUGUAGUUGGACUUACAAGUAUAGACCAAAAAAUGCUAAAGAAGUAAUUGGAAACGAAGAAGCUGCUGCAAAGCUAAAAGAAUGGUUGAUUGGGUGGACAGAAACAUUUAGAAAUGAAGAUGAUAGUAGUGGAGAUGAAUUUUAUUUAUCAGAUAAUAGUUCCUCAAGAAUGAGUGAAAAUAAUCAAGUGGCUGUAUUAUUAGGACCACACGGAAGUGGUAAAACAGCUACUGUGUAUGCAGUAGCAGAAGAAUUCGGUUAUACCGUAUUAGAAGUAAACGCAUCAUCUAGAAGAACUGGGAAAAAGCUUUUAAAAGAAUUGGAAGAGGCAACUAAAUCACAUAGAAUAAAAAAAAAGAACAGCGCGUCUGCUUUUUUUAAUUCAGUUUCAAAUGAAAUGUUACCAAAGGAAAUACCACAAAAUUCUCUCAUUCUCAUAGAAGAUAUUGAUCUUGUAUUUGAAGAAGACGAAGGUUUUACUUCUGCUACAUAUCAAUUAGCAUCAAACACAAAACGUCCAAUUAUCAUGACGUGUAGGGAUGUUUAUCCACAAUUGAGUAAAGUAGCACCUCAGCAAAAUAGAAUUUAUUUUCAAAACGUUGCUGGCAGUAGAAUGUUUGCUUUGUUAGAACUGAUUUCAUUAGCAGAAACUGGUUACAAACUACCGCAUAACUGCAUAACAGAAUUAGUGCAAACUGGAGAUUUACGCAAAGCUAUACUGCAGUUACAGUAUCUAUUGCUAUCUGGUCCAAUACAAAUACCAGAACAACAAUGUAUAAUUUUCAACAACUCUUUUUGGCAAAAUAUGCAACAUUACUUAUAUAAGCCAGCAAUUAAAGUAAGUAAAAGGCAAAGAACAAAAAAGAUUGCAGACAGAAAAGUAACAAAUGAUAAUAAAGAAAUAUUAAAUGAUGUAGCAAGUAAAUUAGAUAACAUAGUUUUAUUGUCAUCUUUAAUUAACAUAGAAGAUACUGCAUUAAAUUUAUGGCAAAUAAAAACACAACCCAGUCUGUCUCUGAUCGAGGAUACUGCUUCAUAUUCAGUUUCAAAUAAUAUAUGUUUAAACAUAGCUGAAUGGAUAAGUGACAAAGUUACGUAUAAAGAUCACUUAAAUAAACAGAAUGGAACCCAGUAUCGAAAUAAUAUCACAUUAAAGAAACAAUUAAACACUGGAAUAAAUAUAGCAUUAUCACACACUGCAUCUUUAGUGCUCGAUCGUCGAAUUAUAUCUACAGAUUAUCUUCCAUCUGUAAGAACGAUAUGUAGAGCAGAAGAAUGCAAAGUUAAGAUGAAUCUUAAACGAGGAAAUCGAUUUUUUCAUUAUCUUCACAAUUUAAAAGUUCCAUCUACAUCAUUCCAGCCUAAUAUUUUAUCAGCAGCAUGUCAAGUAAUGUACGACAAAAUAAACAAUGAUACGCGUAUAAUUAAAAGUACUAAUUAA
This is a messenger RNA of Colletes gigas, 3795 nucleotides long. RefSeq names its product ATPase family AAA domain-containing protein 5 (gene elg1). Gene Ontology annotation, molecular function: DNA binding; ATP hydrolysis activity; ATP binding. NCBI's taxonomy places the organism in Eukaryota, Metazoa, Arthropoda, Insecta, Hymenoptera, Colletidae. The record is from RefSeq and is a predicted model, not a curated record. The transcript is spliced from 5 exons. The coding region runs from base 220 to 3795 and encodes 1191 amino acids. Gene Ontology annotation, cellular component: nucleus.